Molecule: messenger RNA, 4291 nt
Organism: Lemur catta (Ring-tailed lemur)
Lineage: Eukaryota; Metazoa; Chordata; Mammalia; Primates; Lemuridae
Gene: IL6ST
Product: interleukin 6 cytokine family signal transducer
Exons: 17
Coding region: 1322-4078 (918 amino acids)
Biological process (GO): positive regulation of tyrosine phosphorylation of STAT protein; cytokine-mediated signaling pathway
Cellular component (GO): CRLF-CLCF1 complex; external side of plasma membrane; signaling receptor complex
Molecular function (GO): cytokine binding; cytokine receptor activity
Source: RefSeq, a predicted model, not a curated record
UUAUAUUUUUGGUUAAGAUCUCUAGAACAGUGUUAAAUAAGCGAUGACACUAAGCAUCUUGUCUGAAUCCUAACUUUAAUAGAAAUGCUUCUAAUUUUUACCUUUAAACAUGUAGGUGCUUAUUAUAGGUUUCUGAUAGUAAUACCUGUGGCAGUAACAGCAAAAACUGCACUAAGAGUAAGAGCUGUUACCUUUUACUGAGUAGUUAUUAUGAGCCAGAUGAUUCUAAGCACUUUACAUUUAUUCAUUUAUUUAACAUAACAUUCCUAGGUGGUAGAUGGGAAGGUGACGGGUGUUAUUCUGGUAGUCUCGUUUUUACAGAUAAGGGAAAUGAAAGUGAGGGAUGUUAAAAAACUUGCCUAAGAUGUUGUACAAAAAAUAGAGAAGCUGAGAUUUGAACACAGACAAUUUGGUUCCAGAGUCCCUGCUCUUACCUUCUUUAUUAUACUUCGUUGAUAUAAAGAUAGUCUCUUUUAGUCUUGGUUUUCUGACACUUUGUUGUUGUUUUUAAAUUUUAAAUGAACAGUUCUUGAAUAUUAUCAGAUAUAUUUCAAACAUCUAUUGGAAUGAUCAUGUUGUUUUUCGUCUUUAAUUUCUUAAUAUAGUGAGUGACAGUAUGUUUUCUCAUGUUAAAGUAUGCUUGGUAUUUUAGGCUAAAUACUUAUCAGUGUUCACAUUUUGAUUUUGUUUUUAAAUCUAGACUUUUUUGCACCAAUAUUCAUGACAGUUUGACAAUAGUUUUAUUAUGUAAUCCUUGUUUGAUUUCAUAUCCAAACAUCUAUGCAACUUGGAUUUCCGGCCAAGAUGGAAUAACAAGGACCAGAUUUACCCUCCUGCCUGAAACCAAAAACCAAAAAUAUAUAUAAAACAGUGAUAAUCAAGACACUGGACAUGAGGUGAUAAAAAACGAUCUUAGGAGAUGUGAAUGCAGUGAGCCCUAUGAUUCCACUGCCUACUGCCUCUUCAGUUUCCAGGCCAUGCAUGGUACAUACAGGUAGAGGAAACCCAGCCUGAGCCCAGUAGACACUCCUAAAGAAAUGACUGGGAAGACAAAAGUGACUAGACUUCACAGAACAGAAUACUGGAGAAGAUAUAGGACUCUGCAGGGGAAGCUUCGGAGGUCCCCCUCCUCUGUUCAGCUGAGUACUGAGCAGUGUGUAUAUGUAAAAUAAAGGAACUACCGAAGGCCAGGAAAAGAACCUCCUGAAAGGAUUAGAGUGAGACCCAAUGGAAAGAGCACGACAUUUGCAGGCAGAAGAUUUAGUUUCAAAUCCCUGCUCCCUCACUUACUAAUUUUGUGUUUUGGAAGUAUCUAUGCAAGAUGUCAAUGUUGCAGAUUUGGCUAGUGCAAGUCUUGUUUAUUUUCCUCACCACUGGAUCUAUGGGUCAACUUCUAGAUCCAUGUGGUCAUAUUAAUCCUGAAUCUCCAGUUGUACACCUUGGUUCUAAUUUCACUGCAGUUUGUGUGCUAAAGGAAGACUGUAUGGAUUAUUUUCAUGUAAAUGCUAAUUUCAUUGUCUGGAAAAUGAGCCAUUUUACCAUUCCUAAGGAGCAAUAUACGAUCAUAAACAAAACGGCUGCCAGUGUCACCUUAACAGAUAUAGCUUCCUUAAAUAUUCAACUCACUUGCAACAUUCUUACGUUUGGACAGAUUGAGCAGAAUAUUUAUGGAAUCACACUAAUUUCAGGCUUGCCUCCAGAGAAACCUAAAAAUUUGAAUUGCAUUGUGAAUGAGGGAAGGAAAAUGAUGUGUUACUGGGAUCCUGGAAGGGAAACAUACCUGGAAACAAACUUCACUUUAAAAUCUGAAUGGGCAACAGAGAAAUUUGCUGAUUGUAAAACAAAACGUGACACCCCCACCUCAUGCACUGUUGAUUAUUCUCCUGUGUAUUUUGUCAACAUGGAAGUCUGGGUAGAAGCAGAGAAUGCCCUUGGGAAGGUUACAUCAGAUCAUAUCAAUUUUGAUCCUGUAGAUAAAGUGAAGCCCAACGCACCACGUAACUUAUCAGUGAGCAACUCAGAGGAACUGUCUAGUAUUUUAAAAUUGACAUGGAUCAACUCAAAUAUAAAGAAUGUUAUAAGACUGAAAUAUGACAUUCAAUAUAGGACCAAAGGUGCCUCAGCUUGGAGCCAGAUUCCUCCUGAAGAUACAGCAUCUACCCGAUCUUCAUUCACUGUCCAGGAUCUUAAACCUUUUACAGAAUAUGUGUUUAGGAUUCGCUGCAUGAAGGAAGAUGGUAAGGGAUUCUGGAGUGACUGGAGUGAAGAAGCAAGUGGGAUCACAUAUGAAGAUAGACCAUCUAAAGCACCAAGCUUCUGGUAUAAAAUAGAUCCAUCCCAUACUCACGGCUAUAGAUCUGUACAACUCAUGUGGAAGACAUUGCCUCCUUUUGAAGCUAAUGGAAAAAUCUUGGGUUAUGAAGUGACUCUUACAAGAUGGAAAUCACGUUUACAAAAUUACACAGUCAAUGACUCAAAACUGAUAGUAAAUCUCACAAAUGAUCGUUAUAUAGCAACCCUGACAGCAAGAAAUGCAGUUGGCAGAUCAGAUGCAUCUGUUUUAACUAUUCCUGCCUAUGACUUUCAAGCUUCUCACCCCGUAAUGGAUCUUAAAGCAUUCCCCAAAGAUAACAUGCUGUGGGUAGAAUGGACUACUCCAAGCAAAUCUCCAAACAAAUAUAUACUUGAGUGGUGUGUGUUAUCGGAUAAAUCUCCCUGUAUCCCAGACUGGCAACAAGAAGAUGGUACCGUGUAUCGCACCUAUAUAAGAGGAUACCUGGCAGAGAGCACAUGCUAUUUGAUAACAGUUACUCCAGUAUAUGCUGAUGGACCAGGAACCCCUGAAUCUAUAAAGGCAUAUCUUAAACAAGCUCCACCUUCCAAAGGACCUACCGUUCGGACAAAAAAAGUAGGGAAAAAUGAAGCUGUCUUAGAGUGGGACCAACUUCCUGUUGAUGUUCAGAAUGGAUUUAUCAGAAACUAUACUAUAUUUUAUAGAACCAACAUUGGAAAUGAAACUGCUGUGAAUGUGGAUUCAUCCCACACAGAAUAUACACUGUCCUCUUUGACUAGUGACACAUUGUACAUGGUACGAAUGGCAGCGUACACAGAUGAAGGUGGGAAGGAUGGUCCAGAAUUCACUUUUACUACACCAAAGUUUGCUCAAGGAGAAAUCGAAGCCAUAGUCGUGCCUGUCUGCUUAGCAUUCCUAUUGACAACUCUUCUGGGAGUGUUGUUCUGUUUUAAUAAGCGAGACCUAAUUAAAAAACACAUCUGGCCUAAUGUUCCAGACCCUUCAAAGAGUCAUAUUGCCCAGUGGUCACCUCACACACCUCCAAGGCACAAUUUUAAUUCAAAAGAUCAAAUGUAUUCUGAUGGCAAUUUCACUGAUGUAAGCGUUGUGGAAAUAGAAGCAAAUGACAAAAAGCCUUUUCCAGAAGAUCUGAAAUCACUGGAACUAUUCAAAAAGGAAAAAGUUAGUACUGAAGGACACAGCAGUGGUAUUGGGGGAUCUUCAUGCAUGUCUUCUUCAAGGCCAAGCAUUUCUAGCAGUGAUGAAAAUGAGUCUGCACAAAAUACUUCAAGCACUGUCCAGUACUCUACUGUGGUACACAGUGGCUACAGACACCAGGUUCCAUCAGUCCAAGUCUUCUCAAGAUCUGAGUCCACCCAACCCUUGUUAGAUUCAGAGGAGCGGCCAGAAGAUCUACAAUUAGUAGAUAAUGUAGACGGCGGUGAUGGCAUUUUGCCCAGGCAACAGUAUUUCAAACAAAACUGCAGUCAACAUGAAACCAGUCCGGAUAUUUCACAUUUUGAAAGGUCAAAUCAAGUCUCGUCAGUCAAUGAGGAAGAUUUCGUUAGACUUAAACAGCAGCAGAUUUCAGGUAUUUCACAGUCCUGUGGAUCUGGGCAAAUGAAAAUGUUUCAGGAAGUUUCUGCAGCAGAUGCUUUUGGUCCAGGUACUGAGGGACAAGGAGAGAGAUUCAAAACAGCUGGGAUGGAGGCUGUGCUUGAUGAAGGAAUGCCUAAAAGUUACUUACCACAGACUGUAAGACAAGGUGGCUACAUGCCUCAGUGAAAGACUAGUUUCUGUUACAACUUGAGAAGUACCUAUAAAGUAAAGCUAAAAAUAUUAUCUGUGAAUUCAGAUGAAAAAUAAUCUUCACUCUCUGAAGGUGAUCAUUUGCCCUUAAGGACAAAAAUGUACUGAACUCUCCAUGGGCUAUUUCCAUCCCAGACUAUCUGGGAUUCUUCUUUAAGCACUACAUAAACUGACUUUAUCCUCUGAAAA